This is a messenger RNA of Heterocephalus glaber (naked mole-rat), 1009 nucleotides long. Lineage: Eukaryota; Metazoa; Chordata; Mammalia; Rodentia; Bathyergidae. The record is from RefSeq and is a predicted model, not a curated record.
GCUUGGGCUCUGCAAGCGGCGUCGUGACUGGCGGCGCUAGGACCCUGACGGCCGCGGCGGGGGCGGAGCGGCCGGCACCAGGACCCGGGGGAACGGCGACGGGCGGGCGGCGAGCAGGCCCCGGAGCCGGGAGGCUUCGGGCGGCGGCUCUGGGCCCGGCGCGGCGACAGAGGCCCUGAUAUGCCGAGCAAGAAGAAAAAGUACAAUGCCCGGUUCCCGCCGGCACGGAUCAAGAAGAUCAUGCAGACCGACGAGGAGAUCGGGAAGGUGGCGGCGGCUGUGCCUGUCAUCAUCUCCCGGGCGCUCGAGCUCUUUCUGGAGUCGCUGUUGAAGAAGGCCUGCCAAGUGACCCAGUCCCGCAACGCCAAAACCAUGACGACGUCCCACCUGAAGCAAUGCAUUGAGCUGGAGCAGCAGUUUGACUUUUUGAAGGACUUGGUGGCAUCGGUGCCUGACAUGCAGGGGGAUGGGGAAGACAACCACAUGGACGGGGACAAGGGUCCUCGCAGAUGGACUGUACUUUCCCGAAGGGGACGGAAGCCAGGCAGCAGCAGCCGGAAGAAUGGUGGGAUGGGAAGCAAAGGCAAGGACAAGAAGCUGUCCGGGACAGACUCUGAGCAGGAGGAUGAGUCUGAAGACACAGAUACUGAUGGGGAAGAAGAGAUGCCACAGCCCCCAGCCCAGGCCAGCCACCCUCCUGCCCCCUUUCAGAGGAUCACCAGUGGCCUUCGGGGUUUAAUCACUUUGGAGGUUCCAAGUUCUCAACAGUCUCCUCUGUGUGACUUCUCAGCUCAUCCUCACCCUGGACCCUGUGCCAUCCAGUGAGAUUUAUACUGAAGUUACAAGUGUCAGGCAGAAUUGGCCUCUCUGAAAGCACUUCCACUUUUUCUGGGAUCUUACCUUUAAGGCCUACCUGCUUGGCAGCUGUCCAGUACCUUUUAAGAGAUAAGUUUUAUAUGCCACGUAGCUUCUGGAGCUUUCCUUGAUUAAAGCAUUUUUCUGUUACAAA